Penicillium vulpinum is the source of this 414-nucleotide messenger RNA. RefSeq lists its product as uncharacterized. Lineage: Eukaryota; Fungi; Ascomycota; Eurotiomycetes; Eurotiales; Aspergillaceae. The record is from RefSeq and is a predicted model, not a curated record. The transcript has a single exon. Bases 1 to 414 code for a protein of 137 amino acids.
AUGAUGGACUUCAACUAUCCCGAAUUCUCCCCUCUUGCCCAUCCAUCUAUCUCCAUACUGCCUGAGCCAUCUUUUGAAUCUGCGGAUCCUCUUCCAUGUACCUAUCCCAUACACUGUCCUACUUCGGCCGUUGUGCCUGGCUUUGCUAUACCUUCUGCCUCAAAAUCGAUUUGUCUCGAUCUGUGUUGCUUCAACCAGAAUGCCGUACACCAAUCUCUAGUCGAUAAUGGCUGUGCAGAUACAUCCCCAGUGGCAGGGUAUCUCAGCCCUAGCCAUGACAUCGCUAGCACCAAUUCACCGGCAUCUACUCCAUCUGUUCAAAAGGCAUCUCGGGUCAAAUCUACUAGCCAUGGCCAUGCCAAGGGAAAGACAGCUUCUGGUCGCAACCAAAGACAGCAGAAGAAACAAGAGUGA